This is a messenger RNA of Salvelinus fontinalis (brook trout), 4860 nucleotides long. RefSeq names its product clusterin associated protein 1 (gene ift38). Lineage: Eukaryota; Metazoa; Chordata; Actinopteri; Salmoniformes; Salmonidae. Gene Ontology annotation, cellular component: cilium; intraciliary transport particle B; centrosome. Gene Ontology annotation, biological process: cilium assembly. The transcript is spliced from 13 exons. The record is from RefSeq and is a predicted model, not a curated record. Bases 154 to 1446 code for a protein of 430 amino acids.
UAUUGGAUUCCAUAGAGACGGGCAAACAUAUUUUUUGGUGUUGCCAGAUAGCUAACAAGCUAUACCUCAUAGAAGAAGCUAACCAAUCUAACAUCCAAGAUAAGGCUCCAGAAGAUUUCCUUGGGUGAUUGAGUGCCACAACACGAACAAACUAUGUCCUUUAGAGACUUACGAAAUUUCACAGAAAUGAUGCGGGCUCUGGGCUAUCCUCGCUUGAUAUCCAUGGAGAACUUCAGGACCCCCAACUUUACCCUGGUGGCAGAAAUUCUCAUUUGGCUUGUGAAAAGAUAUGAACCGCAAAUGGACAUACCGAGUGACGUGGACACGGAGACAGACAGGAUUUUCUUCAUAAAGGCAGUGGCCCAAUUUAUGGCAACAAAGGCUCACAUCAAGGUGAACACAAAGCGUCUGUACCAGGCUGAUGGGUACGCUGUGAAAGAGAUGUUGAAGAUCACCUCAGUGCUGUACAGUGCCAUGAAGACCAAGGAGAUGGCCUCAGGGGACAAAGUGGAGGAGGACAAUAGCAAAUUCAAGUUUGACUUGGGUUCCAAGAUUGCAGACCUGAAGGCAGCGAGACAGCUGGCCUCGGAGAUCACGUCUAAAGGAGCGUCGCUUUACGACCUGCUGGGGAAGGAGGUGGACCUGAGGGAGAUGAGAACUGCUGCCAUCUCCAGACCCUUGGAGAUCAACGAGACAGAGAAGGCCCUCAGAGCAGCCAUCAAGGAAGUUUUGGAAAGUGUGGAUAAAACCAAAGACAUGCUGAACAACGUGUCCUCAGAUGAGACCAGCCUGGAGUCCAAAAUGGAGAAGAAGAAACAGGAGCUGGAGAGGAAUCAGAAGAGACUCCAGACGCUACAGAGUGUACGGCCAGCAUUCAUGGAUGAGUAUGAAAAGAUUGAGGAGGACCUGCAGAAGCAGUACGAGACCUACGUGGAGAAGUUCCGUAACCUGAGCUUCCUGGAGCAGCAGCUGGAGGACUACCAUAGACUGGAGCAGGAGAGGUUUGAGGAGACUGAGAACACCCUUAGGAUGAUGCAGCACAAACUGCGGGAGGAGGAGAGGAGGCUGAUGAGGAGUGGAGGUGACACGCGUUCAGUAACACACACCUCCAAAGACGAGGACUCUGAUAUGGACAUCCCUGAGGACGAGGGUUCAGACAGUGAUAUGGAGGAUCGCAGACCCUCUAAACCCCGUCCCACCAGAAACGGCCCUAUGACAGGGAGAGGCGGAGCGCGGCUCGUCGGCAACAUGCAGGGUGGAGACAGCGAGGAGACAGAGGACAGUGAAAUAGACGUGGACGAGGAUGAUGAUGAGGAAGGUGAGGAGGAGAAUGAGGACCUGGAGGACGACAACGACAGUCUAGAAGUCCCGGCGCCCAAGCCAUCCCGGGUCUCCAGGGGGCCCUUGAGGCCCCAGCUAUUAGAGGAGAGCGAUAACGACUUUUAAGCUGACACACACACACACACACACACACACACACACACACACACACACACACACACACAUACACAUCCACCCACACUGUAUCACAGCUCGUGAGCACCGAGGACAAACAAAACACUGUCCAAUCUGAGCUUCCUGUUUCUGAGUGUUAUCUAGCUCCGCGGUCCACCACUCAGUAGUAAAUGACUGAAUCAUCUUAACAGCAAGCGUGCCAAUAGAGCCAGGUACGAGGAGAGCUAGCUACAGUAGCACUCCUUAGUUCUCCUCACACGGGGCCGUAACCUUGGAGACUUCCUGCUGGCCAGCAGCCGGAGCAACAGCCACUCAUUUUGACAAAUCACCUUCACUCUCCUGAUUUGGCCCUCUUCACUCUGUCCUCUGCCCCAUGUGGGCGGAACAGGGUUGGACAGCCCUGACCUAGAGCCUGACAUGCCACGUUUCAAGCAUAUACUAGCACAAAUUACAGUCCUGUAGAAUAUUAAAGCCUGGAUUCAAUCUGAUCAGUGAAAAUAAGACCAGGAAGUGAGGAAGUCAAUUUGGUCAACAAAAGUGUUUAUUGAUCAUUUUGAUACGUGUGGCUUAUUUGUAUUUGAAUUGACGUUUCACAACGGUUAGGUUAUUACGAACGCACUGACAUAAGUGGAUGCACGUGGCAUUUUGGCAACAAACAAAAAAACUUUCUAUCAGAGUUGUGCCCGGCGGUCACGCGUAUCUGCACUCAUUGGCUAGAAUGGUCCCACCUGGUCAAAGCCUCCUCCCACCUGCCUUCCAUCAAAGACCGUACAGUGCUUCCAUUUCCAUCUUUGAGGACAUGUAUUUCCAGUGUUGGUCUCUGCGAACGUGGAAACAUUGCCUUGAAAAGGUCCAUACCUGACAAAGCAAGAUUGGAUUGUAUUCCGGCCUUAUGAUUCAGAUUGACAUCCACAUAGUAUUGUUUUGGCGGUGUCGGGAACUGCGAGCUAUCAAAUCCACAAGAGGCUCAUUGCGUUACCUUAUCACAGACACUGCCAUUGGAUGCAACGAAACCACACCUCCACGCCUGACUAUAAAUCGACAAAUCCCAUGCAUCCAUACAACUUCAAACACAGAAUUAGACUGAUCGGCUUAUUAAAUCCCCUCCCCAUCCAAAUGAACAUGAAAACUUAUAUCAGCCCAACAUAAAUGGUUUGACAUUGGAGUCAUUAUUUCUAACAUGGAUAGAACAUUCACUUUCUAGUGCUGUUUUGAACUUCAAACGUAGAAGGGAUCACAAGGGAGUGGUUUGUGACACGUGUGCAACCGCUUACCGAUAUGUGUCGGCUCAUAACGCAGUUACACCUCCAACGUCAUCAAAACAUCUGCUAUGCAGCUUAACGCUCAAUCUAAUUGAAUCCAGGCCUUAAUCUUUUCAUGAAAUACUAAAGCUUGCUGUAGUAUAAAAUAUAGAUUUUAUGUAUCCCAUUGUGCCAGUAAUAGACCCUUUCCUCUGGGGGUUGUGAUCAGCACAAUGUGCUUUAUCUCAAUGUCAUUUCAAGUACAGUACUAUAUACUGUAGGCUAAAUAUAUGUAAUUUCCUGUAUCUAGUGAGAUCUUUACCAUCUGGGCAUGAGGGUCACUGCACACUACAGUACACUACAGUGUGGUUGUCUGUCUUUGAAUCUUCCAGUAUGUAUGGUGCACACAUCAUACAUCCUGUAUGAACUGUAUACGUCAUGUCACACACAUUUUCAAUUCAUAUAAAGGCAAUGUAUAUGUAGCUGCUUUAAGAUAUGUUUAUUAGGAAAAUAAAUGUACAUAAAUAAUAUUUAAAUGUCAGUCGGUAUUAAUAUACACAAUUCCCCCGACAGUCCCAAUGUAAUAGAUCUUAAAAUAAGACCUACAACAAAUAUCCCUACGGUUUGUCUUUGUGGCUGUCCGUCAGAAGCUAGAUCCAAUGAGCCAGGCUGAUGGGUAGCCUCUGAAAUUCUUACUCUACAUGUCCAUUGCAAAGACAAAGACUUCUCCAUGGGCAAUGGAUGUGUUCAGAAGGGUGAACCGUGUUAUAUAUCAAUGUACUGUAAUGUUUAACCCUCCUGAAUAAGCCCCUGGGGACCGAUGGCCUUUGACCUCUGGCGUAACCUUGAGGUCAGAUCUCCACCACACAGUCUGGAGAGUUGGUUCUGAUGGCAUCAGAGAUGACCUUUGCUCCCGACUCUCCGAUGCCGUUCCCUUGCAAGCUGGAGGAGUGGAGGAGCAUGCAUUAAAGCUCGAGUGAGUGCACACUCAAGCACGCACACACACAGUCUUACACAUACCUUUUUAUAUUCAAAAUACAGUGCACACCAAACUGUGUAUGAAAAGUCAGCAGGAUACACUCACUUUAUAUAAGUUAGCUGGUGGUUUCCUUUCAGGGCUGUGGCAAUGAAUAUGGCUCCAUCCAUUCCCAGAGAGUUCUCCUGCAGACUGCACACACAUUACAUGCAUCAAAAGGCGCAUGUAGAAUCCAACAUGAGGUCUAAGGCACAACCAGACAAAAACACUCAAAAACAAGACCGCAAGUUCAUUUGGAAGUAAUGUAUUGUGGCAGCACUCUGAAAUUGCUAUCUGAGGGAACUGAAUGUACCGGUGUAUACGUGUGUGUGGUUGUCUGUCUUUGAAUGUCUGCAUCAAACACUUUCUACUCGAGCCUUUCGUGUGAUGUUUCUCUCUCUCUGACUCAGUGCUUGGAUGAACUAAGCACAACAACGAAAAUAUACCCACGCACAAUUACUAUAUACACUCCCCUACGUAUUUAUUUGGACAGCUAAGAUCAAAUGUUUAAUUUGACUCUAUCCUCCAGCAAUUUGGAUAAACGGAUUCAUUUGUUUAGUAGGAGGCGACAGUACAGAAGCGCACCUUUUAUUUGUGGGUAUUUUCAUACCUGUUUUACCAUUCACGAAUGAAAGCACUUUAUGUAUUUAGUCCCCCCAUUUGACGGUGUCAUAAGUAUCUGGACAAAUUCCCUUAUAGUGCAUUACAUUGUGUCAAACAUUUAGUAUUUGGUCCCAUAUUCUUAACAUGCAAUGACUACAUCAUGCUUGGAGCCAAAUGGAAUGUUUUAGCUUCACUGCCCAAAUAAAUACAUAUGGGAGUGCAUAUCAGUGUGAAACAUAAUUAUGGAGUCCACUGGAAGCCAGAGAGAGGAAGUAUGACUAAUAUCCCUUACUGAAACAGUUCAGGUGACUAAAGCUCGAUAAAUGUGUAGAAUUACAACCAGCACAAUCAAAGACGGGUACAUAAAUACAGUGCCUUCAGACAUACCUUGAUUUUUUUCCCCCACAUUUUGUGGUGUUACAGCCUGAAUUUAAAAUUGAUUAAAUUUAGAUUUUGUCACUGGCAUACACACAAUACCCCAUGAUGUCAAAGGUGAAUUCUAAUUUUCGAAAUGCUUUGAAAUGUAUUAAAAAUUAAAAGCUGAAA